Molecule: messenger RNA, 4728 nt
Organism: Rhipicephalus microplus (southern cattle tick)
Lineage: Eukaryota; Metazoa; Arthropoda; Arachnida; Ixodida; Ixodidae
Product: cell adhesion molecule Dscam1-like
Biological process (GO): cell-cell adhesion
Molecular function (GO): protein binding
Source: RefSeq, a predicted model, not a curated record
AUGGCUGCAGCACCAGGAGCGAAGCCAGUGCGGGCUGCCCGGGAGGAACGACGUGGUCCGGUCUUCACGCGUGCACCUCCCGAGCGGGUGGAGUUCCUCAACUCGUCCCAAGCAGUGGUGCCGUGCGAAGCCCAGGGUGUGCCUCGUCCCGAAGUGUGGUGGUGGCGCGUGGGCUCCGAUGGUCCCGCGCCAGACAUUCCCGGUCUACGUCACGUGCGAACGCACGACGGAGCACUUGUGUUCUCGCCGUUUCGCGCCGAGGAUUUCCGACAGGAUAUUCACGCCGCCGUGUACCGCUGCGGCGCCCGAAACUCCGUCGGCUCCGUCGUCAGCGGCGACGUCCACGUAAGGGCCGCAGUGAACCAGGAGUUCGAUGUACAAGUGUACGACGAGUUCGUCAUCAAAGGCAACACGGGCGUCCUACGCUGCCAGAUACCGAGCUUCGUCAAGGAAUACGUCUCGGUGACGUCAUGGGUGCGGGACGAUGGACUCGUCAUACACGCCGACACAGAUUCAAGUGGUCGCUACACUGUGUUUCCAUCUGGUGAGCUACACGUCCGCCAAGUGGACACGAGCACGGACAGCCACCGCAAGUACUAUUGCCAGGCCAAGCACAGACUCACGGGAAAAGUCUUCAGGAGCUCUACACUUGCCAGACUGAUCAUCAUUGACACGCACGUGAACACAGCGCCGAGACUGACCGAUCGCAGGCCCGUGGUGCGGGCACGCCAAGGAGACAACGUGAAGAUACCGUGCGCGGCGCAGGGUUACCCCAUUCCCACGUACUCCUGGCAUCGACUGGAAGGCGGCUGGAAGGUCUCUCUCGACUCGGCAGGUCGAGUGUCACAGGUUGACGGAACGCUCCUAUUCCGACGCGCCGUUGUUGGCGACGGUGGCAAGUACGUGUGCGUCGUCAACAAUUCCAUCGGUGAGGACAGGAUGGAGACGCAACUCACGAUCACAGCACCACUGACGGCGAUGGUUCGUCCGAGACGAAUGGUGGCCACCGAGGGUGCUCCGGCGACGCUGAAUUGCACCACCUCCGGUCACCCCGUGUCUUCCGUGGUGUGGCUCAAGAACGGUCAGCCCGUGGUCUCCUCGCGCGUCAAGAUGCUCACGCGGGAGAGACUGCACAUACCGAACGUGCUGCGGGACGACAAGGGAAUGUACCAGUGCUUCGCGCUCAACGACUACGACUGGGCGCAGGGAACGGCCGAGAUCACGCUGGGCGACGAUCCUCCCGUACUCGUUCACCGAUUUUCCGAGCAGACCGUGGAACCAGGCUCACCGGUGUCGCUCAAGUGCGCAGCGACGGGUGCACCCUUGCCUCAAAUCACGUGGAGUCUCGACGGAGAGCCUGUCAUCGAGAGCAUGCGAGUGCGCAUUGGGGAUUUCGUCACUAACGAGGGACAGGUGAACAGCUUCGUGAACGUAACGGCUGCGACAACCGAGGACGGCGGCCGAUACCAGUGUCACGCGAGCAACGACGUAGAAACUGUGUCCCACGGAGCGCGCAUGAACGUCAGGGGUCAUCCGUUCGUUCGUGUCAUGCGCAACGUGUCCGUUCUGGCAGGACGCACGCUGAUCGUCCACUGUCCGGCCGCCGGAUACCCGCUCACCCAGAUAUUCUGGCACAAAGGGGACGCCCGGCUCCCGCAGAGCAAGCGCCAGAGCGUGUUCCGAAACGGCACGCUCACCGUGCAUCGUGUAGAGCGGAAUGCCGACGAAGGUUUCUACAGAUGCACGGCCACAGGUCCCUCCGGGAGGUCUGCCUCCAGGGAACUCUACGUCAGCGUCAUGGUGGCGCCUGUUGUGGGUCCCUUCUCGUUUCCGGCGAACUUGAAAGAAGGCAUGCGGGCCAUCGUCACCUGCUCCGUGCUCGAAGGGGACAGCCCAGUACGCAUCCGAUGGCUCAAGGAUAGUGCGCCCGUGGCGCCGGACGGCAGGAACGUCAAGGUCGAAUCGAGCAACGAAUAUUCUUCCACGCUGUUCAUCAAACAGGUCGGCUACCGGCAUCGUGGCGAGUACACGUGCGUGGCAUCGAACUUGGCGGCGUCCGCGAACUAUUCUUCAAACAUGGUCGUGAACGUGCCUCCAAGAUGGAAAGUGGCUCCAAGAGAGAAGGCGGCGGUGGUUGGAGAAAACGUCGUGAUCGACUGCCAAGCUGAAGGUUUCCCUCCGCCAAGGAUAUGGUGGGAGAAAUCAUCAGCCGCAAGACCGACCGAGUACAAAGUGAUCAUCAGCAACUCUCACAUACACACGCUUGAAAACGGCUCGCUCAUGGUACGCGAGGCUGAGCGCAACGACACCGGCUUUUACCUCUGCCAGGCCAGCAACGGCGUUGGAUCCGGAAUUAGUAAGGUCAUCGAACUGAAAGUACAUGUGUCAGCCCACUUCAAAAACGCAUUCAACUUGAAAACUCUCCGCAAAGGCAACACGGCCCGCAUCAAAUGCGAAGUUUUUGGUGAAAAGCCAUUGUCCAUCUCAUGGAGCAAGAACGGCCAAUCGAUAUCUGCGAAGCAAGAUCACCGGUUUGAAAUAAAAACCAGCGAGACUGAAGACAGCGUCCAAUCACAACUGGAGAUUCAUGCCGUCGACCGGAGAGACUCGGCACUGUUCGCGUGUCAUGGCAGCAACAAACAUGGCAAGGAUGAAACUAGGACGCAGCUGAUUGUGCAAGAAGCUCCUGGGGCCCCGUUCAACGUGGGAACGUCUGAAGUCACAAGCCGGUCGAUGACAGUUUCCUGGGACCAGCCUUACACGGGGAACAGUCCCAUCUCUGCUUAUCGAGUGCAGAGCAAGACUUCAGGGACCAAAUGGAGUGGAGAUAUCAGGGAAAGUAGACUUCAAGGAAGAGUGACCACGCUUACUCUCAGGGAUCUUCGUCCAGUCACGACGUACCUCGUGAGAAUUCAAGCAGAGAACUCCUUGGGUGCUGGAGAGUUCAGUCAAGAAAUACAAGUCACAACCGAUGAAGAAGCGCCCGAAGGUCCACCACUGAAUGUACAAGCUUCUGCAGCGUCAUCAACAUCCUUGAAGGUAUCCUGGCAGCCACCUAAAAGGGAGUACCAGAACGGCCUGCUGAAGGGCUACUACGUUGGUUACAAGAAGCACGGCACUUCGGACACGUAUACUUACAAGACAGUCGACACAACGGGAAGCACCAGGGAAGAGGUGGUGCUUACUUCUCUCCAGCGGUCCACGAAGUACGCCGUGCUCGUGCAAGCAUUCAACGAAAAAGGAACGGGUCCACCGGCGAGGAAAUUCCAUCUUGAAACCUUCGAGAACGAUCCACCACCAUCGCCUACGUUAAGCGUCUUCAGCACGAGUUCAACGUCGAUUCAGUUGCAGUGGAGCCCAAACGAGGGCGAAGACACGUCUAUAAUUGGUUACUACAUCUACGUUAAGGCUGAGCACGGAACCUGGGAGGAGCAUCAGGUUUCCGCUCAUCAGACGACCCACACUUUCCAAGACCUUCUGUGUGGAACUAACUACCAGUUCUACGUCGCCUCCUACAACAAGAUGGGCAAAAGCGAUCCCAGCGAAGUGAUCUCGGCAAAAACUCAAGGAGCACCGCCAGUGCCUCCUAAGCGUGACGCCUUGAUAAGCGUCAACGGGACGAUGCUGAUGGUGCACCUGAGCAGCUGGAGCAGUGCGGGAUGUCCGAUCCAGUCGUUCACGGUUCACUACCGGAUAGAGGAGGAAGACUACGACUGGGUCCUAGUGUCCGACGCUAUACCGGCCGAGCAGAAAGUGCUUGUCAUUUCGGGCCUACUUCCGGGAAAGUGGUACCUACUGCGGGUGGCAGGUCACAGCGAAGCCGGUACAUCGGAACAGGAAUACACCUUCAGCACGCUCACGAAAACGGGAGCCAGCAUUCCACCACUGAACAGCCUCGAAAGCCGAAGACCGGCGUUCUACAAAAGCGUCAGCAUCAUGGUGCCCUUAGUGUGCGUGGUGGCGAUGCUCGUUCUCAUCGUGGCCGUGCUCGCUUUUAUCAUACCUCGGAGACGAAGACAGGCGACGCCUCAUCAUUACAGAGAUCCAUGUUCCGACGACAAGAAUAUGGAGGCUCUUAGCCUUUCCAUACUGAAACAGCCAGGAGAGCGCAUGGAAACGGCGAGCCCUGGAAAGGAGCAGCUCUACUAUCCAUCCCCUUACGCAAUGGGCCGAGUGCAGACAUUGAGUAAGCAAGGUGUCGGUCCCUCAGACACCGACGCUGCAGCAGCAGCUGUGCAAACACUGAAGAGGGCGAGACGAGAGCACAUCUACGAGGUACCUUACCCGAAAUGGAUUGAAGAGGAGGGCUACCCUUACGUGGCGGAUGGUCCAAAUGAACACGUGCCGAAUAUAUACCAGGCCCCUAAAAAAUCAGUUGCUCUUGGAGAAAAUAAUGUCACUUGCACUAAGCUUUUCUUUUCUCAAAUAACAGCAAUGACGUCAAAUAUGAACUCACGCACCCCUGCGCAUAUGACAAUCGAUGGAAGAAGGAUACUCAGAGACAGAGAAAGGAGCCACAGAACAGCGUUCAAGUCAUCGAGUCUCGCCUCAGAUGGUCAUUCUGCCGAUGACAGCGACAGUGAAGGCGCAUCGUACACGUUCCAUCGAACAAAGGUAGGAAGCUACGGAGAUCGCACGGAGAUCUCGGAGGCGGAGUGCGACCGAGAACAACACUCUUCUGGAAGCCUCAAGGAGCGUCUGAAGUCUGCAAUUACGUGCCUCAAGUGA